Lasiosphaeria miniovina is the source of this 984-nucleotide messenger RNA. RefSeq lists its product as uncharacterized. The transcript is spliced from 3 exons. NCBI's taxonomy places the organism in Eukaryota, Fungi, Ascomycota, Sordariomycetes, Sordariales, Lasiosphaeriaceae. Bases 1 to 984 code for a protein of 327 amino acids. The record is from RefSeq and is a predicted model, not a curated record.
AUGGACAAGGGCCUUCCUCCCCGCGACCCGAAGGGCAAGCUACCAGCCCGCGACAGCCACACGGUGAUACCAGGUCCCAGCGGAGACGACCAGAGACCUGCGUUUGACAGACCCACUGAGUUAAGACCCAACCAGUCCUCUAUAGCGUACCUCGACAACGUCACGAGAGCCAUUCAGUUUGAUAUUCAACAAAUGGAUACGAAUUUCUCCACCGCAUUGGAGGACAUUAUUGGAGAAGUCCAGCAGAGCGAGGAGCUCAUGGUCAAGCAGAUGGCAGCCCUUAGCGAUAUCAAUAGCCCUGUUGCCCAGGCAGAGCAGAAGCCGGCGGCCGCUACUCCCGAGGCCAAGCCUCAAGCGCCCAGCUCCACCGAUGUCUUUCAGCAACCCAACUACGUCCCCGUCAACCAGAACCCUCAGGUCACCUUCACGCAGCGCCCACUGGUUGACGCCCCCCAGCACCAGACCACGCAGGUCCAGCAGUCACGACAUAGGUCGCAGGCUCGUCAAUACCCUACUGGUCAGCAAUUCGACGCGCCGUACGCGCCAAUCAACCCGGCACCUGCGCAAGCGCGGCGAGCUCCCCCCGGAGACCCGUCUGACGGAAGCGACAGCGAACCACCACGUAGCUAUCGCAGCCUCUCUCCCCGCAACCUCCGAGGCCGUACCCGCGAGCCGACCACAGAGUCGGUGUGGGACAAGAUCCCCAAACCCACCUCCACGGCCUACCGUAUCAAGAGGGAGGAAGUUGGGAUAUUUAAUCCGGAGGGUGACGAUAUAAACAAGGUCGGCAUGUUAACCGACGGUAAGAACAUUGUCUUUUCUGAUAUAUACGCCUUCGAGCUUCGCGUCUUAUCCUUCCUUGAGAACCCCGAAACCUUCGCGGACGCCGCCAGCCAGAUUGCCGCCUUCUUCCAGACCUUGCUCGGAGGAUCAGCACUGCUAUGGUGGAACUCCGAGAUCACACGGAGGAACGAAAAGCCAUGA